Drosophila ananassae is the source of this 3217-nucleotide messenger RNA. It is a transcript of the gene Hsc70-3, whose product is annotated as endoplasmic reticulum chaperone BiP. Gene Ontology annotation, biological process: endoplasmic reticulum unfolded protein response; cellular response to unfolded protein; protein refolding. Gene Ontology annotation, molecular function: misfolded protein binding; heat shock protein binding; ATP hydrolysis activity. The record is from RefSeq and is a predicted model, not a curated record. The transcript is spliced from 3 exons. Bases 320 to 2290 code for a protein of 656 amino acids. Gene Ontology annotation, cellular component: endoplasmic reticulum chaperone complex; cytoplasm; nucleus. Lineage: Eukaryota; Metazoa; Arthropoda; Insecta; Diptera; Drosophilidae.
AAUAGCCGGUGCACGGGAGAGCCAGGCAUCAUUUUCAAAACAAAGUACAAGGAAUAAACAACUCACAGUAUAUGAACGAGAAAACGUGAAAAGCGAAACGCGAUUAUUCCCGAAAUAAAGAAACAAAAGCUGUGACGGAAAUUAAACAAAUAAUAUUCCAAUUAAUUUAUAAAUUAUUUAAUAACCAAACCAAAAGCCAAAAAGACAUCAAAGACUUCAACUCGACUGUAGAGAGAGGAGCAACCAAGUGACAACUACUUAAGUGCAUUUUUUUUAAAUAGUUUUAGUUAGCAAAUUUUUUUUUUGAAAGAUAUUCAAGAUGAGGUUAUGCAUAUUGCUGGCUGUUGUGGCCUUUGUCGGCCUCUCGCUGGGCGAGGAGAAGAAGGAGAAGGACAAGGAGCUCGGAACUGUGAUCGGAAUCGACUUGGGAACCACAUACUCCUGUGUUGGAGUUUACAAGAAUGGACGUGUUGAGAUCAUCGCCAAUGACCAGGGUAACCGCAUCACCCCCUCGUACGUGGCCUUCACCGCCGACGGCGAGCGCCUGAUCGGCGAUGCCGCCAAGAACCAGUUGACCACCAAUCCCGAGAACACCGUCUUCGACGCCAAGCGUCUGAUCGGACGCGAAUGGUCGGACACCAAUGUCCAGCACGACAUCAAGUUCUUCCCCUUCAAGGUCGUCGAGAAGAACUCGAAGCCCCACAUCAGCGUGGACACCUCCCAGGGCGCCAAGGUCUUUGCCCCCGAGGAGAUCUCCGCCAUGGUGCUCGGCAAGAUGAAGGAGACCGCCGAAGCCUAUCUGGGCAAGAAGGUCACCCACGCUGUCGUCACUGUGCCCGCUUACUUCAACGACGCCCAGCGUCAGGCCACCAAGGAUGCUGGAGUGAUUGCCGGCCUCCAGGUGCUGCGCAUCAUCAACGAGCCGACGGCCGCUGCCAUCGCUUACGGUCUGGACAAGAAGGAGGGCGAGAAGAACGUGCUGGUGUUCGAUUUGGGCGGCGGCACCUUCGAUGUCUCCCUGCUGACCAUUGACAACGGUGUGUUCGAGGUGGUGGCCACCAACGGCGACACCCAUUUGGGCGGUGAGGACUUCGAUCAGCGCGUCAUGGACCACUUCAUCAAGCUGUACAAGAAGAAGAAGGGCAAGGACAUCCGCAAGGACAACCGUGCUGUGCAGAAGCUGCGUCGCGAGGUCGAGAAGGCCAAGCGUGCUCUGUCCGGCUCCCAUCAGGUGCGCAUCGAAAUCGAGUCGUUCUUCGAGGGCGAUGACUUCUCCGAGACCCUGACCCGUGCCAAGUUUGAGGAGCUGAACCUGGAUCUCUUCCGUUCCACUUUGAAGCCCGUACAGAAGGUGCUCGAGGACGCCGACAUGAACAAGAAGGACGUGCACGAGAUUGUGUUGGUCGGUGGCUCCACUCGUAUCCCCAAGGUCCAGCAGCUCGUCAAGGACUUCUUCGGCGGCAAGGAACCGUCCCGAGGCAUCAAUCCCGAUGAGGCUGUCGCUUAUGGUGCUGCCGUCCAAGCUGGUGUCCUCUCCGGUGAACAGGACACUGAUGCCAUUGUCCUCCUUGACGUCAACCCACUGACCAUGGGCAUUGAGACUGUUGGCGGUGUGAUGACCAAGCUGAUUCCCCGCAACACUGUGAUCCCAACCAAGAAAUCCCAGGUGUUCUCCACCGCUUCCGACAACCAGCACACCGUCACCAUCCAGGUGUACGAGGGCGAGCGUCCCAUGACCAAGGACAACCAUCUCCUGGGCAAGUUCGAUCUGACCGGCAUUCCUCCGGCCCCACGUGGCAUUCCCCAGAUCGAGGUCUCCUUCGAAAUCGACGCCAACGGCAUCCUGCAGGUCAGUGCCGAGGACAAGGGCACCGGCAACAAGGAGAAGAUCGUCAUCACCAACGACCAGAACCGUCUGACUCCCGAGGACAUCGACCGCAUGAUCCGCGACGCCGAGAAGUUCGCCGAUGAGGACAAGAAGCUCAAGGAGCGCGUCGAGUCCCGCAACGAGCUGGAGUCGUAUGCUUACAGCCUCAAGAACCAGAUCGGCGACAAGGACAAGCUCGGCUCGAAACUGUCUGAUGAGGAGAAGACCAAGCUGGAGUCGGCCAUCGAUGAGUCGAUCAAGUGGCUGGAGCAGAAUCCCGACGCCGAUCCCGAGGAGUACAAGAAGCAGAAGAAGGACCUCGAGGCCAUUGUCCAGCCGGUGAUCGCCAAGCUGUACCAGGGCGCCGGUGGCCCGACCACUCCCGAGGGCGCCGACGGUGACGAUCUCAAGGAUGAGCUGUAAGGUGUUGGCCUCCGCCACCGCAUCCACAUCAUCCACUGCAGAUCAGAAGUGUUGGAAUGAGAUCAGACUGAAACCAAUUAUAAACAGCCACAGCAAGAGAUGUAACUAAUUAACACACAACCACCACCCACACCACCCACGACCACCACCACCACAACCACCACCCCCCCUGCAGCCAUCCCUCGUAAUUCCCGCCCACCCCCAACCAUUCGACCUUUAAGGCAAAUUUUCCAAAACAAAAAAAACGAAAAACAAAACAAGAAAUUCUUUAUAACAUUUAUUUUUUUUUUUUGUGAACUUUAAAUUUAAAGUAUUUUUUUUUCCAAAAAUAUGAUUUACAAAACGAGUGUUCCUCUCGCAUUCCAUGUCGCUUCUCGAAACGCCCACAUCCUGAAACUGCCUCCACGACACCUCCACGCCCCUUUUCACAUUUCACCUUCCCGCCCCGCCUCGUCCAGUUAGCUGCUUAAUUAUGUAAAACUGUAAAUUUUUUUUAUAUAUAUAUGUACGCAUAACUGUCGCAGAUCAAUAGGGAUUAUCCAUUAUCCUGCGGAUAUGUAACGGAAAGCAAAAAAAAGAAAACAAAACACAAACAAAUGUUAUAUGUAUAAGUGUGUGUGAGAGAAAGAGAAGAGAGAGGUGAUCAUGCAAGAGAGAGAGAAAGUGGCAGAGUGGGAGGAGGGAGCUGCAGGGCGUGCGGAGAAAGCGAGAUGGCGACAAACCGUUAGGUCGACGAUGAGAAUGCAAAGGCAACAAGCAACCGGAGAUAGAAACCACAAAGAAACAAAACAAAAACAAAAGCCACUAGAGCACCGGCCCCAACACCAGCCGAAAGCUUCAUUAAAAAAAGGAUUCUUCGAUUUUACGAAGGAUUUUCUAAUUUAUUUAAUAAUAAAAUAAACAAAAAAAAAUUUUAAAAAACAAAAA